Aspergillus welwitschiae is the source of this 3368-nucleotide messenger RNA. RefSeq names its product exocyst subunit SEC5. Bases 193 to 3312 code for a protein of 1039 amino acids. Lineage: Eukaryota; Fungi; Ascomycota; Eurotiomycetes; Eurotiales; Aspergillaceae. Gene Ontology annotation, biological process: exocytosis; Golgi to plasma membrane transport. The record is from RefSeq and is a predicted model, not a curated record. The transcript has 2 exons. Gene Ontology annotation, cellular component: exocyst.
CCUGGCUGUGCCUAUCCUUUUCUAUAGUUAACACCCUAAUUUGAACCCACCCCCCAUCUUCCCCACCCUUGCUGCUGCGCAUUUUCCUGCAUGUGGCCUCCCUAAUCCCUCCCCUCCGUGCUUAAUCGCUCUCCCCAUAAUAACAACCUCCGUUAUCGCCGAUUUCCCAGACACCCACCCAAACCCCCCAACAUGGCUGACGUCGACGUGGCCAGUUACUAUAACUUGCCCUCGGCUUUCCCCGAAGAAUGGCCCGCUGAGCUGGAUGAAAGCGACCAUUCCGAAGACGAAGCUUUAGAACGUCGUGGCUCGCGCUCGGAGAAAUCCCGAUACUUUGCUCUGGAGCGCAACAAUAGCACGCGGAAGGGGGUCACUUUAGGCUCCUUCAAAGCGAACAAUGGUCGGGAGAACCUCGUGAAGAUGGAUGAGCCUGAUCCCCUGGGAACGGGGGACAGUGUGCUCAAGAUUCUCAAAAUGCGAGGCUUGUCUCUAGACGAGGAAAGCCGCCUGCGGAAUCGUUUCCUGCUCUCAUCGACCUCCUUCUCCCCGGCGCUCUUCCUUUCCCAAGUCCAUUCCGAUGCGUCGAUACGGUCCCUUCUCGAAGGUCUCAACAUCCUCUCUCAAUCAAUUGAUCAGAAAUCCGCGUCGCUGAAAGUCCUCGUCGAAGCGAACUUCGAACGAUUCGUUCGAGCCAAAGCGACUAUCGACAGUGUAUAUACAGAAAUGAGGAAUCAGGGCAAGAAAGAGGAGUAUUUGAGCCCUCAUGCCAACCGCCGGUCGGUUGGUCAUUUGCGCAGCCUCUCGGGAAGCAAACAGAGUAUAGCCACGUCGGCCCUUUCCGAUGUAGGUCCCGGCAAGAACGCUCUGACGAAAGAGAGUGAAUACGGCAUGAAGGGUAUUCGUGUUCCGUUGCUCGAGGCAUCCGUCAAAGCAGAGGAGGUGUGGGGUCCGGCAUUGGGAGGUCGCGAAAGAGAGCAGGUGCUCAAGUCGGUCGUCGACACUAUGGAAAAACAUAGAGAUAUCUACGAAAUAGGCGGUCAUCUUUCCAAGUCCAUUAAGCAGAGAGACUAUGACUCUGUCUUUGAGCAGUACCGGAAAGCGAGGGCCCUCUCCAAGACUGCUAGGGAUAUUGCCGAUACCGCAACGAGCAAGGGUCAGCCAUUGACGGAUGAAGAGGCCCAUGUUAUUCUGGCUAUGGGGAGAAUGUGGAUCGAUGUUGAUUCACAAAUUCAAGCGUUCAAACGCGACCUGUGGAGGCGCCUCAGCGAUGCGCCUACUACCUCGACCACUGUUACUGCUACAGGUCCCGUAGAAGAGCACAUGGAGCUCAUCGGUGCUCUCCUGGAGCUAGGGGUCGAGGACAAUCCUAUCUGGGUCUGGCUUCUCAGUCGCUACGACUUUUUGAAGAAGAAAAUCACGGCCUUCUGUGACCGUUGCAAGGUCGAGAUAGAAAUUCUGAGGCGUCGACUAGCUAGUGGGGAGAAACCGACGCCUCAAACAGUGGCAUCAUAUCUGCGGUUGGCACCACGCGACGGCGCUCUGGACACUCAAACCAUGCGCGAUAGCGACCAAGUGAUCGAGCUCUGGGAAUGUAUACAUACGUAUCUGAGCAGACUGUUGUCCUCUGAAGGAGGUCUUCUUGGCGAGGUUUUCGAUUUCUGGGAAGUAGCACAAUCCUUCAUCGACGGCAGCAGGCAAAAGCUUCUUCCCGCUGGGUUCGAGGGAGAAAGUCGCAAACACCAUCGGCUCUCUUCCAACGAUGCCCGGGAGCUGCAAAAGGGUGUCGUCGAGCUGCUCAAUCUCAUCCGCGAGAGCGUUCUCUCACUGUUCGCCGACCCCCCUGUGGACGAUGUAUCCCUCCUCACCUCGCCCGUCUCCACCGCCAGUCCCAGCAGCCCUGGGAGUCGGGGUGUGACCCCAACGGAGUCGCGAUUCAAGCUUGAUCCGAAGAACAUGCCCUUCCCUACACCGAAGCGUGGGGAACAUUGGGAAGACUAUGCCUUCUGGCCACCAUUUUCAAAUUCUCUUAGCGGCAUUCACUAUCUCAGUCAGUGUCUAGUGCUCAUUGGCACAGCGGCUAGCGAGAUGGCCGCCUUGGAGCCUGUGAUGCACAGUACUAACACCCGUGAUCUUCUCAAAUCCCUUGUGAGUGUAGCACGCGAACGCUCAGUACGUGUGGCAUGCGCAGCUUGGGGAAAGGACGCCGAAAUUUGUAAGAUGCUGGAAGACUGGACUCGGGACCCGGAGAAGAGAGAUCUGACCAAGAUGCCUGGUCUAUUUGUUGCCUUUGAGAACGCAAUCAUCGCGGGUAUGCAGAAGAUCCUCUACAUUCCGGAGGCCAUGGCAAGAUCUGGUUCUGUAGAUGUUGUGGCCCAGCCUCCUGCCAAACUACUACAGAUGGUUCGCACUCAGUUUGUGUCUAGCGUCUACAAAGCUCUGAGUGGCCUGGUUGAGAAUGCGGAGCAUCCUACAUCGUCGGAAGAUGAGGAUGAAUGGAUCGCAGCUGGCUCCACGGCGACACGAAACCAGUUUGAUACAUCUCCAUCGCUACUCAUCGCGGAUGCGGUCGAUUCUCGGAAUAGAAAUGUGCGCAUCCUCUUGACUUUGUCAAACAUCAAAGCAUUCCAGGCCGAUCUCGUCCCGCAGCUGGUUGCCAACUUUGAGAACUCAUUCUCGGUCCGGUUGACCGAGGAGGCCAAGACAGUACGCGAUGUGCUCAACCAGAUCGACGAUCGGUUGUUCCAGUCAUACACUAAGCCGACCAUCAAUGCGUUGAACACGACAAUUGUCAACAGCAUCACUGCCCCCGACUGGGAACCGGCAUCGUCCCGCCCGGAUCAGGUCCGCCCAUACGUCUACACUACCAUGCUGGACCUGGUGCUGGUACACACGGAGAUCACCACUACCAUCCCUUCGACGUUGACGGCCGUGCCGAGCCGUUCCUCAUCCGCCGCCCAGUCUUCAUUACUCUCCGUCGUUCUUACGUAUUUGCUGACCCAAGUGUCGACAUCGCUUCUGAACGCCUUUAGUUCUCGGUCCUCGUACAGUCUGCCAGCCCUCAUGCAGGCCACACUGGAUACCGAGUUCAUCGCGCAGACCAUGUCCCAGUUUUCGACCGAUGAAGCAUCCGCGAUACAAAGUCAGAUCUAUGUUGAGCUGGAUCGGCGGACCACCCACGAGGCACGUGCGCGGCUUCAGUCCGAGCUGGGGGAAAUGAGAGGCAUCCUAAAGCGCUUGAGAGAGAGGACCAAAGGAGAGUUUGCAUGCUUCAGAAAGCCGCGGAGUGGCAACGGGCACAAACCAUCCGCCUAGAUCGAUCUUCAUCUUCACGAAAGAAAUCUACAAAUCAUCUUGACAGUAGUAGCAGC